Macadamia integrifolia is the source of this 1762-nucleotide messenger RNA. RefSeq names its product serine carboxypeptidase-like 40. Gene Ontology annotation, molecular function: serine-type carboxypeptidase activity. The transcript has 8 exons. Bases 74 to 1561 code for a protein of 495 amino acids. Gene Ontology annotation, cellular component: vacuole. Lineage: Eukaryota; Viridiplantae; Streptophyta; Magnoliopsida; Proteales; Proteaceae. Gene Ontology annotation, biological process: proteolysis. The record is from RefSeq and is a predicted model, not a curated record.
GUUUUGUGUGAGUCCUCUUCUUCACUCUUCUACAACAGAAACAGAGAGAAACAGAGAGAAACAGAGAGAGGAAAUGAGAAGGGAAGGGAUGAUUCUGAAGGUUCAUUUGUUACUUUUUAUCUCUCUUUCUUGUUUUGUUUCUCGUAAUCAUGGAAGGCAAUCAGAAGCCCUUCACCGUCUUUACAUGGACAAGUUGCAGAACAAAGCAGGGAUCAAUACAGAAUCAAUUUAUGAAGAAACAGAGAUCUUUAAUGAGGUUCAUGUGGAAUCUCAAGAAGAGUUGAAAGAGAAAGAUAAGAUUGGAAAGCUCCCUGGACAGCCUUAUGUUAAGUUUUCUCAGUAUGCUGGUUAUAUCACAGUAGACAAAUCUGCUGGUCGGGCACUUUACUACUAUUUUGCAGAGGCUGUUAACAAUAAAGAUAAAAAACCUCUUCUUCUUUGGCUUAAUGGAGGUCCUGGUUGUUCUUCACUUGCAUAUGGAGCAAUGGAGGAACAUGGUCCCUUUCGGGUUUACAGUGAUGGCAAAACACUCUACAGGAAUCCAUAUGCAUGGAACAGAGAGGCUAAUGUUCUGUACUUGGAGUCUCCGGCGGGCGUUGGCUUUUCAUAUUCGAACAGGACAUCUGAUUACGCGAAAAGUGGAGACCGAAGAACUGCGAUCGAUAAUUAUGCAUUCUUGGUUAAUUGGUUAGAAAGAUUUCCAGAGUACAAAACUAGGGAGUUCUAUAUAUCAGGGGAGAGUUAUGCAGGCCAUUAUGUACCCCAGCUUGCACAUGCCAUUCUCCAAGAGAAUAAGAUUGCCAAGAAGACUAUCAUCAAUCUCAAAGGAUUAAUUAUUGGAAAUGCAGUGAUUAAUGAUGAUACAGACCAAAGAGGCAUGUUUGAGUACUUUUGGACCCAUGCUCUCAUGUCUGAUGAGGCAUACUAUUUAAUCAACAAAUACUGUGAUUUUUCCCCAAAUGCAAAAACACAAAGCAGCCAGUGCACAAAGGGUGCUCAGGAAGUUAAUAUAGAUUUAGCUUCCAUUAAUAUCUACAACAUCUAUGCUCCAUUGUGUUUCUCCAACAAUCUCACAGACCUGCCAAAGAAGGCGUCGGUAAUGAAUUUUGAUCCUUGCAGUGAUUAUUAUGUACAUAAUUAUUUGAACCUACCUGAUGUUCAAGAGGCCCUACAUGCCAAUGUCACCAAACUUAGCUAUGAUUGGGAACCUUGCAGUAAUUUAAUCAACAAUUGGAACGAUAGCCCAUCGACGAUAAUUCCUCUCUUGAGGGAGGCCAUGGCAGAUGGAGUUCGUGUUUGGGUGUUCAGUGGUGACAUAGAUGGAAGGGUUCCAGUGACUUCAACAAGGUCAUCUCUCAAUAAGCUUAAACUUCCUGUUAACACAACAUGGUAUCCUUGGUUUGUAAAUAAAGAGGUUGGAGGGUACACUUUCGCAUACAAAGGGUAUCUAACAUUUGCUACAGUGAGAGGAGCAGGUCAUGAGGUCCCAAGUUACCAGCCAGUUAGGGCACUUGCACUUAUCAAGCAUUUCCUUAGUGGGAAGAACCUCCCAGUAUCAUGAAAUUUGGAGGAAACCAUUCACAGCUAAUUCGUCUUUUUUCCCCCUAAUUAUUUCUUCCUUUUUACGGGGAAAGCUUAGCUGGCUAGCCUUUCCUUAUUUUUAAUUUGAUUUUUAGAUAGAUUACUUGAUUAGCUUCCAAUUAUUAUUGGUGGAAUUUUUUUCAAUCCAUAAAUAAAUAUUUCCAAGAAAUACUUGAUUUCA